Molecule: messenger RNA, 717 nt
Organism: Schizosaccharomyces osmophilus
Lineage: Eukaryota; Fungi; Ascomycota; Schizosaccharomycetes; Schizosaccharomycetales; Schizosaccharomycetaceae
Gene: dbl1
Product: double strand break localizing Dbl1
Exons: 1
Coding region: 1-717 (238 amino acids)
Source: RefSeq, a predicted model, not a curated record
AUGCCAGAUUCACCAAAAAGUGAUCAGCCAUGUGUUUCUUGGAAAUUGUCACCACUGAAAAGUAAAUCAUUGUCUGAUGAGCAAAUCUCCCAGCUAUUCACUAAGUCUUCAGGAGAGUCCAAUCCGGUUAUUAAUGAUCCGGUGGUCAAUCUUUGGGAUCGACUGCAACAAAAUCAAGUUGUGUACCGAUCUGUGUCUAUGCCAUCAAGUACAACAAGCAACAAGUCUGUCAGUACAGAUAACUCAAGGAAUAAUUUAAAGCGGUCAAGAACCUUGGAUUUGAACUCAGAUGAAAAUCCAGAACCAAAGAACAAGCUAUCCCGUGUAUCUAAUUUGGUGAGCUUGUUACGAGCUACGAUCGAUAGAAGAGAAGAACAGAGAAAGAAAAACAUUGAAGAAAAGUAUAUUCAUCCUGAUUUCAAUGACCAAAGUUAUAAUGACGAGGAGCCUUCGGAUAUCGAUCGAGAGUCGAGCAAUUCUCAAGAUUCAGGUACAGAGAAUACCCAAACCCAACAAACCUUAGACGAGGGGGUACCAAAUGAUGCCACGAAUGAUUCUAUAUUGAAUGACGAGGAUGAUGAUGGAGAUGAUUUCUUUGUCGACGAUGAAGAUUUGCAAAGACUACAGGACAUUGAGAAUAAAUGGGUAACCUCUCAGCCUGCACCAAGCACGCAGGAUAAAACGCAAGUGCAAGAUAAUUUUGUAGACCCCAGCUAA